This is a messenger RNA of Metarhizium acridum CQMa 102, 861 nucleotides long. RefSeq lists its product as uncharacterized. The record is from RefSeq and is a predicted model, not a curated record. NCBI's taxonomy places the organism in Eukaryota, Fungi, Ascomycota, Sordariomycetes, Hypocreales, Clavicipitaceae.
AUGAAGGGCAAAAACGACGUUAUCCGCGAGUUCAACGAGCUCGUCAACAUGUCGGCAGCGGAACUAGAAAAGUGGCUCAAGUCCGGUGAUUCCCAGGCCGCGGGAUGGUCCAAGGAAGAUGACGGCGGCGGCGAAUCCGUCGGCCACGAUAGCGGGCGCAAGAUUGUUCAGAUUCUCAGAGACAAUCCGCAAAAGAGCCCAGACAAGUACACUGAUGACCAGAUUCAGCACAUGAGAAAGGUGGUUUCAUACUGCAAGCGGCAUUUGGCCCAGGAGAGCAAAAUCAACGACAACAAGUCCGUUGAAGAAGUCAAAAAAACAAAAUCAUAUGCGUCCCUGAAGAACUGGGGCCACGACCCCCUCAAGGAACGACAAGGUAAUGGCGAUGAGGAUGACAAUGAGGAUGCGGGCGAAGACGAAGAGGAAGAGGGAGACGAAGAGGAAGACGAAGAGGAAGAGGAAGAGCAAGUGGAAGAGGAAGAGGAAGAGGAAGUGGAAGACGAAGACGAAGAGGAAGACGAAGUGGAAGACGUCGGUACAAAGAGGGCUUCCAAGGACAACCAGGAUGGAGAGAACAAGAGACCAAGGACGCAAAAGUCGGCCCCCAAGAGCCAGAAAAACGGCCACAACGGCGCAACAAAAUCGGCAAACAAGCAAGAUACCACAGACGAUGCCGAGACUGAGCAAGACACCCAGGAAUCUGCCUCCGAUGAGGAUGGCCAGCAAAGUAAAAAGACUGAGAGGAGCAACAAGAACGGGUCUUCUGGUAAGAAAGGACCAAACAAGGGAGACACAGUAAGUUGGAACUGGGGCCAGGGCCAGCCAGAAGGCACGGUGAAGGACGUAAAGCACGAAAAGUAA